Messenger RNA from Macrosteles quadrilineatus (aster leafhopper), 828 nucleotides. RefSeq lists its product as uncharacterized. The transcript is spliced from 2 exons. Lineage: Eukaryota; Metazoa; Arthropoda; Insecta; Hemiptera; Cicadellidae. The record is from RefSeq and is a predicted model, not a curated record. Gene Ontology annotation, molecular function: nucleic acid binding. Gene Ontology annotation, biological process: DNA integration. The coding region runs from base 1 to 828 and encodes 275 amino acids.
AUGCUUCUUGUAGCAGUGGACGCUUUCUCCAAAUUUGUUUGGUUAAUACCUCUACGUCGAGCUACCACCCAGAGCACCGUAAAGGCUUUGCACUCUCAUUUGUUCCAACAUUUUGGAGUACCUACCACCAUUGUGACGGAUAAUGGAAGUCAGUUUACCUCACAUAUAUUCAAUAGGAUGUGUUUUGGACAGGGUAUUCUACAUGUGACCACAUCUCCUUAUUAUCCACAGCCGUCUCACGCUGAAAGAUUUAAUCGCAAUCUUAGAGCUGCACUAAUUGCUUAUCAUGCUGAGAAGCAAGAUUGUUGGGACCAGAAUCUUAAUUGGCUCCAGUUGGCGUUCAAUACUGCUCUGCACGAGGGACACAAAUCCAUCCCAUUUCAACUCAUGCUGGGAUACAAACCUAAUAAUCCGCUGUCAAACAUUUGGAAAAUAAACCAUCUACUUCCUGAUUCUCCGGACUCCAACAUUAAAGAAGCUUGGGCUGCUGCGAAACGAAACCUACAUCUCUCUCAUGAAAGAGUAAGGAGGAGGUACAACGUGGGUCGAAAAGAGAACCCCUUCAAGAUAGGACAAUUGGUGUACUGUUUGGCUCAUCCAGUAAGCUCAGCUAUUGAAAAGAAAGCUGGAAAAUUAUGUUACCGCUGGACUGGUCCUCACCGAAUUGCUCGCUUCCUUUCCCCUGUCACUGCUUUGUUGGUAGAUCCACUCAGUGGAGGGAAAUUUCGAAAAGCUCAUGUUUCCCAUCUGAAGGAGUAUAAGGGUCCUCCUUUGGUGGAGGAGGUUGAGCCGUGCGAGUUGACGGCUCAGGUCUUCUAUUACAUAUAA